Molecule: messenger RNA, 2556 nt
Organism: Aspergillus piperis CBS 112811
Lineage: Eukaryota; Fungi; Ascomycota; Eurotiomycetes; Eurotiales; Aspergillaceae
Product: ankyrin
Exons: 8
Coding region: 1-2313 (770 amino acids)
Biological process (GO): metal ion transport; transmembrane transport; regulation of gene expression
Cellular component (GO): membrane; nucleus
Molecular function (GO): protein binding; metal ion transmembrane transporter activity
Source: RefSeq, a predicted model, not a curated record
AUGGUCAAUAUCCAGAAUAAGCCACAAACGACGAAAGCCGUCUCUGAGAAAGUCGUUGAUACUCCAGCAGUCCUGUUUAUACCGUCUAAUGUUGAAAACAAGGGAGGAUGCUCAUCGAAAACCUUGAAAAAGUUUCACUGCAUUCUGGGCGAUCGCUUUGGGCGAGAUCGCAAGUUUUACCCAAAUACAAAAGAUGAGAAUGGCAUGACCCCGCUUCAUUACGCAGCGCAGUUAUUGCCAUCGGGAGAUGAUUUUUGGGGUGAACCCGUGGAGGAACAACAGAUGUGGCAGUCGCUACUAAGAGGCCUUCAUAAGGAUGAUCUAAAUGAGCAGGAUGAUGAUGGUCGUACCCCAAUGUCUUAUGCAGCAGUGGCUGGAGAUGCGUGGGUUGUGAACAAAUUGUUCGAAGCUGGAGCUGACCCCUACCAAAGUGACAAGAACGGGCGAUCACCUUUGUCCUGGGCGGCGCAAUGCGGCGGAAAAGAAAUUAUUAAGCUACUAAGUUGGAAUAUUAGAUAUUUCAAUGACAAAGACAACCGAGGCUGGACACCCUUCCAUUAUUUCCUACAAAGGGAGCCUGAGCCAACUGAAGAAUACGAUCUCGGUGUUGUUCCACUCAUCUGGGAUAAAAGACAUUCCCGUGAGGUUGAAUACUCUCAUUGGCGCAAAGCCGUGGAGAAUCCCUACGUGCAUUCACGAGUGCCAGCAGACUAUAUGAGCACAUCCUUGUUAUCUGAGCCUGAUGCUUUUGGCAUCACUUUUCUGUCGCGUGCUGUACAACUUGAUAGGAUUCUGAUCAUCGCAAUACUUCUUACAAUUGAGGAUAUCGAUAUAGGCAUGCCAGACAGAGAUGGCAAAACGCCGCUGUGGCGGGCGAUAGAGGCCGGAAAUCGCGCAAUUGCCGAGUUACUGUGGAAAUAUGAUGAUGUGACUUUGAGGCUACUUUCGACAGGUGCUCACGCUCGAUCUGAACAUCUGGACUGGCUUACCGCUUUUCAUAUAAUGCUUGACAUCCCUAAUAUUGGCGUUAUGGAGCAUCACCUCCAACAAGCCAUAGUCGCCCAAGUACCUGACUUGCCUAUGGACACAGUUGAAGCUCCAACAAAUGUGAGCUCAUUAUUUCUUGAGAAAGCCGACAGACGUGGCUUAACCCCUUUAGCUUUGGCAAAAGAGAAAAGACUGCUACCGAUAGUGAAGCUUUUCCUUCGGUGGCGUGCCAAAGUGGAUUGCUUCAAACACAAAGCGGACUGGUUUAAUCUAUUGCCGGACAGUAAGAAUAUGGCAUCUUUCUGCAAUAUGGAGGAAACAUAUCGGAAUGUUUCAUUUGAGCUGGUACGAAAGAAGAACAAUAUCCUUGUCUUCGACUUUUACCAAGCAGAGGAUGUAACUCCACAAGGACAUCUUGUCGAACGAUGCGAUAUGCUUCAGCAUCUUUGCUACUCAUACAGCCGCGUGCAUCUUGACACAAAACUGUCCGAAAUAACUUGUGUUCUAACAGCAGAAUUCCCCAAACCGGAUGCAGGAUUCUUCAAGAGACAUAGCCCAUUCCACUCUCAGGGUAUAGCAAGCCAUAAAUGCUGGUGCAUAUCGUGGACAAGGCCACAAUUUGUGAAUACAAACGGCGACGUACAGCCGGUUUUCUACAGCAGUACUAUCUCUCACGGCCAGAUUCCUGCAAGCGACGACAAGUUCCUACAGCAAUACAUUGGCGAAUUAUUUCAGGAAUGGUCCCUGAUAUGCGAUGAAAUAGAGACGCAUGUCAUUGAUCAUUGCAAUGGUGACGAGACGAGCGCCACUGUUCUGAUUACUGACCUAGCUGAUGAUUCACGUUACUUGGCCACCAUUCAGAAGGCCCUUCAAGACCAGGUAAAGGGAAUACAGAAGGCAAUCAGUGACUAUCGCAGGGUGGAUGUAUACCACAGUCUUCGUUUGCAAGAGGCAGAAGAGGGUUUCGGACAACUGAAGGCCACUAUCACUGAUCGACUAGAUAAGCAACAUGAACGCGUGCGUGAUCUCCGCCAAAUGGAAUUUGCUAGGCUUUCCGUUGAAGAAACGGUUUUCAUGAGACGUAUCAGUCUAAUCACUUUUAUCUUCCUACCACUGAUGUUUGCAUCGAGUCUCUUUGGCAUGAACGUCAACGCGCUGCAAAGCAACCCUGACUGGCGCUGGUAUAUCGUGUUCGGCGCCGCAUCCCUUCUUUUGACCUAUGCCUUAUGGAAGGUUUCUGAUCAGAACAUCCGAAUAUCCCAGAUAUGGUCUGAAUUACGGGCGGGACGGGCCAUGAAGAACAAGACGAAGGAUUGUGAAGGCUAAGAAUUGUUACUAUUGACUUUGUUCGGAUUGUUGUGAUUUGUUGGUGAGGGGGAGCAUUGGGGCGGUAAUUGCUUUGUUUUUGCUUAUCACGGAUGGACUUCGGGAUUGGCUAGCUUGAUUACAAAUGUUGUCUCUGUUCUCAUAACCCGCAGACAUAUUCUGAAAUUGCUCGUGCACAGUUUUUUAAUGCAUUAAACUGCAAGAAGACAUGUUCAGUUUCAAAUAGUAAUAAGUGUUAUAUAC